Molecule: messenger RNA, 1137 nt
Organism: Schistosoma guineensis
Lineage: Eukaryota; Metazoa; Platyhelminthes; Trematoda; Strigeidida; Schistosomatidae
Source: the annotation of a GenBank genome assembly
AUGGCACUUAAGAAGUACUUGAGUUCAGUAAUUUUUUUGUUGGCUAUCUAUUUCGAAGCAUGUUCAUCACUUGGGAAUAACAGCAUCUUAAUAAAUAAUAUUUGCAUUGAGUACCGUAAAAAUGUGUCGAUAUACGUUAAGAAUAUAAUAUACAAUAUGUCAACCAAAACAUCACCCGUUUCCUUUUGUGGUUGGUGUAGUGAAACUGUGUAUAAACUAAAGAAAGUCAUAGAAGAACAAGAGGCUUAUAGUGCGAAUGGCGAGGCAUGUGCUGAUCUCUUGGCGAAUACAGAAAGGGGUACAAUAGAUUCUAUCGACUUCAUUUUCGAUAAAUGGAAUCGUUCCUUCUGCUCCCAUUGUCUUGAAGAAGUUUAUUCCGAUCAAAGCAUUAGUAUAUCAGCGGAUUCUUUCAAUAACAUAGAACAGCCUAGACGCCUUCUACAUACGGAUUUUCUAUACAACUUGCAAGUCUACAGUAAAAACGUGCGUACAUUCUUCGAGAAGCUUGAUGAUGCUUUAAGUUGUUUCAUGCAGUUCAUCAAUAAUCCCAACAUAUCUAUUCUCAAUGUAUUAAAUUUCCCCUCGUCUAGCACCUUAAAUAUCAGUUCGACGGUUUGUCAAAAUUGUUCAGCAGCGUAUUAUAGUCUCCUAGAUUACUACACUAAUAAUCUCCUAAGAUAUAACUCUCUAGAAGGAGGGAAUCAAAAUUUCCUUGUAAAAGAACGCUCUGGUCAUCGUUUCGCCGUAUGUUUGGACGUACAAAAUGCCAUAAAUCGCACACAAUGGGCUUGGUACAACUUAUUUCGGUGCCGAACGGAGGAAGUUAGUCAUAUUGGCUUCUUCUUACCAUUGAUAGUUUGUGUCACAUUCCUCGUAGUUUUCCAUUGUCUUGCCCAAUCAGUAUGUCGUUAUCCCGCCCAUCUGCUGGUAUACAGGCCAAGACGUGUUGAACCUACUGUUAGAUGUCAACGAAUUCUUAGCACAGCCUCGAUUUCGCGUGGGCAAAUGUCAUUAGUCCGGUCUUAUGGGAGCAUUGGAUCUGUGGAAGAUAACACAAUAGAUUCUAACCUAAUUACAAAGACAUACUCACAGUCUGAUUCACUAUUUGACAAUCGCACAGUGGUAAUCCGAACAUAA